This is a messenger RNA of Caenorhabditis remanei, 876 nucleotides long. RefSeq lists its product as uncharacterized. Gene Ontology annotation, molecular function: G protein-coupled olfactory receptor activity. Bases 1 to 876 code for a protein of 291 amino acids. Lineage: Eukaryota; Metazoa; Nematoda; Chromadorea; Rhabditida; Rhabditidae. The record is from RefSeq and is a predicted model, not a curated record. The transcript is spliced from 6 exons. Gene Ontology annotation, biological process: G protein-coupled receptor signaling pathway; olfactory behavior.
AUGUUUAGUCAAAACUCCGGAGCACUAAUCUUCGUUUUCGCUAAAGAAGCGUUGCUUCCCAAAAGUUUCUUGUUACCGGCAAAUGUCUUGUAUUGCACAUUUUUCGGAUCUUCGAUGGCGUUGUUUGCUAUUCAUUUUAUAUAUAGAUACUUGGCAGUUACAGGAAGCAACUUGAUCAAAAAUCACAAUAGGAAAGUGAUAAUUUUCCUGUUGCUUUUCCCAUUAAGUUUUGGUUUUUUCUGGUAUUUAUUAAGUCAUUUCACGUUGGGACCAUUUGAAGAAGGUGACUUGUUCGUGAGAAAGUAUUAUCUUGUUGAUCACGAUAUCCAACUGUCCGAAAUUCACUAUGUUGGAUACUACUUCUACCCUGAAGAUGCUUAUGGGAAUACAACCAUGAAUUGGAAAUGUAUUGUUGGUUGUGCUAUAGAAGCUUCUUUCAUAAACGUCUCUUUUGGAAUUAUAUUCUACUAUGGUUACAAGUGCUAUCGUCACACUAAAUCAGCAAGCAAAAAAUUCACAACAUCCUCUUCCCACAUUUCUCUACAAACUCAAUUGUUCUAUGCAUUGGUUUUUCAAACGGUCAUUCCAGUAUUUCUCAUGCAUAUUCCAUCAACUAUUAGUAUAUCAGCAGCAUUCAGUAACAUAUCUUUCGAGUCGCUGAGCCAAAUGCUCGCGUGUACUAUAUCUCUAUAUCCUGCUCUUGAUCCACUUCCAAACUUUUUCAUUAUCAAAAGUUAUCGGUUGGCAAUCCUUGGGUUCUUCAAAAGAGUGGCUUAUUUCAUUGUCUGUCGAAAAGCUAAUACAACGAAUAUCAUCAAGGUUCAAACUAGAAACGAAUUGUUUAUGUCGAAUGCAUCGAAAACAAUAAUGACUUGA